CCUCUUUUCCUUUCAUUUUGAGCGAAUCUACAUUCGUCACUCCCUACCUCAAAAAAAUUAUAUAUGGAACAAUUUUAUUUAAUUUUACCUUUCUUACUUUCUGUUUGGACGACGAGUUUUAUUAGGCUCUCUCGCCGUCGCAAUUUUCCGAACCUAAUUCUGAUCAGGGACAUAUUCGAGGAAUUAAGGGUUCCAAGGAAGUUGGAAACAGCAAUGGGACAUCGUAUCAUAAGAGGAAAAUAUGAUGGACAGUGAAGUUGGUCAUAAUCCAAAGCAGGAACGUUCAAGGACAAGGUGGACGGCAUCCCUUGAUAAGAUAUUUGCAGACUUGGUUGUGAGGCAGAUUCAACUGGGGAACAGACCAAACAAUGUUUUUGACAAGAAAACGUGGAAUAUCAUUCGUGAGGAUUUUAAUGAGCAAACAGACCUCAAUUUCAAUAACAAUCAAUUGAGGAAGCACCUGGAUGUUCUGCGGACACGCUUCCAUAAUCUGAAGUCAGUUUUAUAUCAAAAUAAUGACUUUGCUUUGGACGAUUCUUGUUGCAUUGGUUUUGAUCUGUGGGAAAACAUUGGGGCACAGACUAGGCCUGAAAUGAUCAGAGUCAAGGACUGUCCCAUAUAUGAGCAGCUAUGUGCAAUCUUCAUAGAUUCAGCAGCUGAAGGGAAAUAUGCACAAUCCAGUCACUAUGAAGAGCUGGAAAAGUCUGCUGGAAUGGAUUCUGCAGGACUAAUUUCAUGUCAAGAUGGUGGAAUCCCAUGUUCUACAAAUCCAUCAUCAUCAUUAAUACAUGUGCAAGGAAACAUGUCAGCAGAAAAGGUAAUCAAGAAUAUUGCACAGAGAAAAAGGAAAGGUCCAUCUGAGACACAUUCUCUUUUGGGUCAAGAGAUCUAUGAUACCAUGGCAGAAGCCUUGUCGGAAAUGGUUGCUUCUUUGAAGUCGAGGGCAGUUGUGAAUACAUCCAGUGACGAUCGAUUUAGUAUAACUAAUUGCAUUAGGGCACUGGAUGAGAUACAGGACAUUGAGGAGCGGCUCUAUUUUGCUGCGUUGGACCUCUUUGAGGACCCCAGUUUAAGGGAGACAUUCAUAUCUCUGAAAGGCGAAAAGAUCCGGCUGGCAUGGUUGCAGGGCAAGCGUGGUAAAGCAACAGUUAGUUUGCAUGACUUUUGGCUAAGUGGGGAAAUGUAAAUGUCGCCUUCACUAAUAUGGUAUAUACUCUAGCGCACUAGGUUGUUCAUAUAAUUUCUUCCAUUUUUUGGGUUGAAAUAGUUCCUUUUUAAUACUAAUCUCACAUUUUCUCACAUGGUUUUGUUCAUAAUUGAUUUCAUGAUCAUGGAUAAGAUGAUGAUGCAGUGAGUGUUCUGUAUCCUAUUUAUGUAUAGAAUUGGAUGUGUUAAUAUUGCUGCCAGUGUAAUUUUAUGAUUGUGUUUGCCUUGAAAUAAA
Juglans regia (Persian walnut) is the source of this 1441-nucleotide messenger RNA. RefSeq names its product L10-interacting MYB domain-containing protein-like. The record is from RefSeq and is a predicted model, not a curated record. The coding region runs from base 242 to 1186 and encodes 314 amino acids. The transcript is spliced from 4 exons. NCBI's taxonomy places the organism in Eukaryota, Viridiplantae, Streptophyta, Magnoliopsida, Fagales, Juglandaceae.